UUCUAUUCCAUGUGGGCUGCAGCUCAACUUCCACUGCUGCUUCCUCGUUACUUCCUCUCUCUCUCUCUCUCUCUCUCUGAAAGCUGCUCCCCAUUUUCUAAUUCUCAUCUUUGAAAGAUUCGUCGGCUACUACCUGUUCUUCAUAUGAUCGAAUAAAGAGUAUGGGGUUAUCCACUUAAGCAUUGGCUAAGCAGCCUUUUGUUGUAAUCAUAGUGUUGGAGUUGGGGGGUUCUUCCUAGUGCUGUGGUUUUUUUUGUCUUCUAAGUACUUCUUGUGGAUCUUGAAUUGUGGAAAUCUGAAACCAGAACAGAAGGAAACCAUCUUCAUUUUCUGAUUUCGAGUUGAAUUCUUAUGCACCCGACACACUUUAAUUCCCAUAUUUAUAUUCUCCCUCUCCUUUUCAUGCAGUAGCUAGCAGCCUAGGAGAAAAAUCAUUGGAUCAAGAAAUAUGAUGUUGGAUUUUGCUUAGAGAUCCAAACUAUUUUCUACUUGUAAGAGAUGGUUGCAGACUCGUGGUUUCGCAGUCUCUGGAGGACAAAAAAGAAGCACGAGGAUGGUCCUGAGAAAGCAGUGAUUGGAGUUUUGGCCUUUGAAGUAGCAAGCUUGAUGUCUAAGCUAGUCCAGUUAUGGCAAUUUCUGAGUGAUAAACAAGUGGCUAGGCUCAGAGAGGAAAUUUCAAAUUCAGUGGGUAUAAGAAAGCUUGUGUCAGAUGAUGAUGAUUAUAUUGGAGGUUUAAUAUGCAUCGAGUUGUUCGAGAAUAUGGUCCGUGUGGCAAAAUCUGUGGACAGGCUUGGGAGGAAUUGUACUGAUCCUAGUUUGAAGGGUUUUGAGACUGCUAUUAGUGAUUUGAUCAAUUACGGUGUUGACACUUAUGGAUGGCAAUUAUCAUGGAAAAAGAUGGAGGUGAAGGCCAAGAAGAUGGAGAGGUUCAUUUCAAUAAAUGCAAAUUUGUAUGAAGAGAUGGAAGUUCUUUCAGAGCUUGAACAGACGUUGAGGAGAAUGAAAGGCAGUGGUGACUUAGAUGGUGUUAAUUUGCCGGAGUUUCAAAAGAAGGUAGUGUGGAAGCGGCUGGAGGUGAAGAAUUUGAAAGAGGCCUCUCUGUGGAACAGAACUUAUGACUAUACAGUCCUCCUUUUAGCAAGAUCUCUCUUCACAAUAUUCGGUAGGAUCAAGCUUGUCUUUGGAGUUCAACAGAUGGUAGAUGGUGAAUCCAAAGAUUCUGAUCACAUUAGUCGUAGUCAUUCAGUGUCUGCAAUAAUACAGCCUUCAGUCCAACCAUCUGAGAACGGUCUUCCAAGAUUUGCCUCAGGUCCCCUUGGGAGGGUUGCUGCUACAUCAGGGCCAAUUUCAAAAACACACAAAACCAACAAUUUCUUUUCAGGCCCUCUUGGUGGCUCAAGCACAAAAUCAGGCCCUAUUUCAGCAAAAAAGAAAGACGUCAACUUCUUUUCAGGUCCUCUUGGGAAGUCAACAAAAUCAGGCCCAAUUGCUGCAACUAAUAGAACCAUCAGGAAGUUCUGGAAGUCUCGUGAUCACUCAGUCACUAAUGGUGAGAAGAAACCACCUACAAAGCCCAAUAGGUUGACUCAAGUUGGACCUUUUAAAGGAUGCAUGAUAAGCAAUUCACCUGUCACCAAUUGCUACUUGAAUUCAGAUGGUGUUCGUUCAGCAAUUCUCAAUGUGGCCAGAGAUGCCAAUGGAGACAUUUUGGCUUCUGGCAGCAAACUUCAUCCUAGUCCGUCAAUCUUCAGUUCCAAGUACAAAUUGUUGGAUGCUCCACCUGAAACCCUUGGUGCUGCUGCCUUAGCACUGCACUACGCAAAUGUUGUUAUUGUAAUUGAGAAGUUAGUUGCAUCUCCUCACUUGAUUGGUCUUGACGCGAGAGAUGACCUGUACAAUAUGUUGCCUGCAAGUGUGAGAGCUGCACUAAGGGCAAGGCUAAAGCCAUACAGUAAGAGCCUAACUUCAUCAGUUUAUGAUACAGUUCUUGCAGGAGAGUGGAAUGAGGCAAUGGCGGGGAUAUUAGAAUGGUUGGCACCACUUGCUCAUAACAUGAUAAGAUGGCAAUCCGAGAGGAGCUUUGAACAGCAAACCUUGGUUUCCAGGACACAUGUUCUUCUGGUUCAAACCCUCUACUUUGCAAAUCAACAGAAAACAGAAGCGACAAUUACAGAGCUUCUUGUUGGUUUGAACUACAUCUGGAGGUUUGGCAGAGAAGUCAAUGCAAAAGCUCUGUUAGAUUGUGAUAGCAAUAGAACAUAUGAUGAAUUUUUGGAUAUGGAUGGGUAGUAGAAUUUCAGCUUAUUGCAAUUACCAGAUGCAGAUCUCAAGACCACCCACAUUGAGCCAAUGCUCUUACCUGGCUCGUCGAUGAGGUUGCUGAAUGCUACUGGACAGAUUGAUAACUGCAUGGUCCAGGAGAGACAAUCGGCUAUUUUUAAUAUCCUUGUAUUAGAAGGCAUCCUUGGUAAGUCAAAAAGGUAUAGACAGAGCUUCCAAACAUUCUUUCUUUUGGUGCAUUUCUACCCACUGGAAUAUGGCUCCUCUAUUCUUCUUUUUCUCAUAUAAGCAUGGUAUGCCAUAUUUAAUGAAAGCUGUGUACCUUGUAUAUUUUAUCAGCUAUACUCGUUUCUUUUUCAAUGGUUGUAAAUCUGUGGUAUAAAAGGUUCUCUCCAUAAUAUCAAAACGCCUCAUAUGGUCAAGCGUUUUCUUUUGUAAGUGACUAUUAUAAUGGUGACCUUUACGGCACAUUGUAACUAGGGCAUAUAUAAGUGUUAUGUUGCAUGUUAGAUUUGAUAUUUGAGAUUUUCCCUUUGAUGCCCUAUCAUGCUGUGUUACCAGGCAUUCCCUCAUCUUCCGAAUUGUUUAAUUUGUUUUGUUAGAAUUCUUGGCUGUUUUCAGGAGUUGAUGGAUUUGCUUGUAUAUUGUUCCUCCCUGAACCGACAAAAGCAUUUUUCUAAUGCAUGUUUGGAAGUGAGAGGUUGCACAUAUAAAGUCAGAAUUACACCACUUUGCCUUUUUGUGUUAUAAUGAUCCUGAAUCCGAAUCAAGUCUUAAUUCCUUGGAAUAAUAUGAAUUUUUGUACCCCAGAGACAUCCUAGGGUGUUCAAUCGUGUUGGAUUUGGAUCAUGGUUUUUGUGGCUUCAGAUUUCAGGCUCUACUACAACUUCGUGCUCUGCUCUGCACAGUACAACAACACUCGUAUGCCUGGUUGCUGGGUCACUACUAUAACGAGUUCUUCUGCGGUACCAAGUGCCAAUGCUCGUCAAGGGAAAUAAGUCCCAAUCUGAAGAAAGAUUAUAAUGACUGGGCAGUUCUUGCUUGACUCAGCGGGUUUCGAUUAGCCAGUAUGAGGUGUUACAGUCUCGUCAUAUCUGACCAAAGGACAUCUAGGACCGGUGCAAAAGCGAAAUACCGCUACCACCUCCAAGGAACAUGAAUAGGAAUAAUUGUUUCUUCGACUGUAACUGGGAAAUAAUAAACGUAUUACUAAUUAGAGGAAACAAUUACCCCAUC
Rosa chinensis is the source of this 3516-nucleotide messenger RNA. Its product is annotated as protein PSK SIMULATOR 1. The coding region runs from base 499 to 2289 and encodes 596 amino acids. The transcript is spliced from 3 exons. The record is from RefSeq and is a predicted model, not a curated record. Gene Ontology annotation, biological process: positive regulation of growth. NCBI's taxonomy places the organism in Eukaryota, Viridiplantae, Streptophyta, Magnoliopsida, Rosales, Rosaceae.